AUGGCCGUGAUGGGCGACAUCGUUCAGGGCCGCCGCGGACCCCAGGCUGAGAUAUGCCUGACCGAUGUUUGUCUGUCUGUGUGCCGCCAGGUCUCCAAGGUCAAGGUCCAGGAGUGUCACCAGUACACCACGUGUUCAGAGUGUCUGGGGGCGCGAGACCCCUACUGCGGAUGGUGCUCGCUCGAGAAUAAAUGCAGCAUCCGCAGCGACUGCCAGGACGCGGCCAAGGACGUGCUCUACUGGAUCAACUACAAGUCGGACCGGUGUACGACCAUCGAGUCGGUGUCGCCACACCAGCUGCAGGCCACCACGGCCAGGACGCUGACGCUGACCAUCAACAACCUGCCGAACGUGCAGCAGUCGGGCGGCUUCCUCUGCGCCUUCACACUGAUGGGCAAGACGCUCAUCACCAACGCCACAAAGACGGGACCGGAUACAUUGAUGUGCACCACGCCGCGGACUGAUCUGCUGCUGCAGAUACCCUCCGGGCAGCACUACAUCCAGGCGAAGCUCAUUAACUUUCCCUUCCCUCUCGCCUACAGACUAAUCCAGGCGAAGCUGUCAGUCCGGAUUGGAUGA
Messenger RNA from Amphibalanus amphitrite, 579 nucleotides. Its product is annotated as plexin-B3-like. The transcript has 5 exons. The record is from RefSeq and is a predicted model, not a curated record. Gene Ontology annotation, molecular function: semaphorin receptor activity. Gene Ontology annotation, cellular component: semaphorin receptor complex. Bases 1 to 579 code for a protein of 192 amino acids. NCBI's taxonomy places the organism in Eukaryota, Metazoa, Arthropoda, Thecostraca, Balanomorpha, Balanidae. Gene Ontology annotation, biological process: regulation of GTPase activity; negative regulation of cell adhesion; sensory neuron axon guidance.